AAAUGCUUUUUUCGCUCACCGUUCUUGUUCUUGUGAAACCUUUUCUUUCUUUUCGGUUAUUGUAUCCCUAGCAUCAGGCCCACCGUUGCGAGGCCGUUAUCUCACCCUAGCACUGAGGGCAACCGUUGAACUCAGGCACACCGUCGCGCCGAAGCAUCUCCGGCUUCUCCCUGAAGAAGCAAAGGAGAAAGUCCCUUUUUGUUACUUCCUUCUCUCUCUAGUGUCUCACAAAUGAAGAUCUUAGAGGCCAAUGCUGGUGCACUAACAAAUUUUGAGGUCCUUGAUUUCUUACGAGCUAAAGGAGCUUCAAAGGAUCCAACAAGGGUUAUUGCCAAAGUAGAGCAGUCUGAAUACAAGGUUUAUGAUUAUUUGGUUGACACUGCUGCCUCUGAUCAAACAAGAGAGAGCAUCAACGAGUUUUUGACUAGUAUUAAACGGCAUGAUCUUGCAAAAGCCGAGGUUCUGAACAUAUUAAACACUAGGCCAGCUGCUGAAGUUGAAUUAUUCCCUAUCAUAGAGAGUUGUGAAGGGCGUUUUCCAGAUGAAGAGGUGACCGAAAUAGUAGAGCUGGUGACAAGAACAUUGCCGCCACCUCCCAGUAUGAAGCAGGAAGAAAUCACAAAGGGUGACGAAGAAACUGCUACACUGAAAAAUGAAAACGAUGAGGUUAUUCAAGAUCCCAUGGACACAAGAUAACACAACUAAUUGGCCGUUAUUCAUAUAUUUAGAAAAAUUACUAUACGCAUCUUAAUUUUAUGUACAAUUAUUACAUUUUUGUUUGUUAUCUCUUUUUUCUUAUCGUAUUAUAUAAUCUAUAAAUUUAUCA
Vigna unguiculata (cowpea) is the source of this 826-nucleotide messenger RNA. RefSeq lists its product as uncharacterized. Lineage: Eukaryota; Viridiplantae; Streptophyta; Magnoliopsida; Fabales; Fabaceae. Gene Ontology annotation, molecular function: nucleotide binding. Gene Ontology annotation, biological process: transcription initiation at RNA polymerase III promoter. The record is from RefSeq and is a predicted model, not a curated record. Gene Ontology annotation, cellular component: RNA polymerase III complex.